This is a messenger RNA of Sebastes umbrosus (honeycomb rockfish), 983 nucleotides long. RefSeq lists its product as uncharacterized. The record is from RefSeq and is a predicted model, not a curated record. Gene Ontology annotation, molecular function: peroxiredoxin activity. The transcript has 5 exons. NCBI's taxonomy places the organism in Eukaryota, Metazoa, Chordata, Actinopteri, Perciformes, Sebastidae. Bases 137 to 850 code for a protein of 237 amino acids.
ACCAAGCGCCAAUAAACCUCAAAGAAGAAGACAGCUGGGCGCGUCUCAACACGACUCUGUGAUUGGUUGUUCUCUACUCGACUGUCAACAUCUGAAACAUCAACCAAACAGUAAAUAGAAGAUUUAGGUGACUGACAUGGCGACUAAGCUCGUCUCCAAGUUAUUUCGUCCCUAUGUUUCCACACAGCUGGCGUCUCUCCGGUCGGGAUGUGUCUCGUCUCGGAGGAUCAGACAUUUCUCCAGCGAUCCGCCACCAGAGAACAUCAGUCGGUAUCCGGUUCCUCCCAAGAAAGACCUCCCGCAUGAUAUAGUGGAGGUGAUGGAGGAAGUGGAGUCAAAGGGAGGCUUUUUACCCAAUGUCUUCAAAGCCCUCUCUCACAGACCAGCAGAGUUCAGAGCCUUCUUCGCUUACUACAAUGAACUAAUGAGCAAAGAGACAGGCGGGUUGACCAAGGCAGAUCGUGAGAUGAUUGUAGUGGCUACCAGUAUUCACAACAAAUGUCUUUACUGUGUGGUAUCCCACAGUGCAUUGCACCGCAUCUACUCCAAGAAACCCACUCUUUCCGAUCAGGUCGUUGUUAACUACGAGAACGCAGAGCUGUCGCCUCGGGAGCGCGCCAUGCUGGACUUUGCGAUGGCCGUGUGUCGCAGCGAGACCAUCACAGAGCAGCAUUUCCAGUCUUUAGAGGAAGUGGGCUUUGACCGCGAGGAUGCGUGGGACAUCGCUGCCAUCGCUGCUUUCUUUGCCAUGUCCAACCGGCUCGCUCACCUCACCGACAUGAGGCCGAACUUAGAAUUUUAUAACAUGGGCCGUAUACCCAAGAACAAGAGCAAGGACAAGAGCAAGUAAAAUUGAGGAUUUUGUUAAAGGUCCCACAUUGUAAAAAGUGAGAUUUUCAUGUCUUUUACAUUAUAAAGCAGGUUUAAGUGCUAUAUAAAUACUGUUAAACUAUCAAAACGCUCAAUAUACUGAGAAAUACACA